AUGUCCAGAAAUGCCCUCCUAUUCAUCUUCUUAAUUUUUGCGUCUACCGUAUCUGCACAAUUUAUCCCAGAUGUCACUAGAUUGACCAGAGGCAUUGAACGGAAAAUUAACACCAUUGCCAGAGCAGCCGGUGCUGGUAGACUUAAACGAAACCCCUUUGCUGACGCGGACGAGGAAGAAGAGGAUGAUUUGGAAGAAGAUCGAUUCCGCAGUGGGUUUAUCCCAGAAGAAUCCCCAGCCACCGACACUACAAAAAUCGAGGCACCGGCAGCGGCCGCCAAAGAAAAAGUUCCUGUCGUCCCAGAAGUUUUGAAGUUUGAACCUGCGGAGGAGCAUGAAGUCACCCCGUUCAAACCAUUGACUUCAGCUUUGGAUUCUGAAUUCAGCAAAGACUCUUCAGCCACUAGCGAGCCGGCUGAGCUACCGGAUUUCUCACCAGCUGCACGGGAACCAGCCCAUCGUGGCGUUGUCCAUUUUGAUGAAGGUGCAGCUCGUGACUCCGACCCGGCAGUUUCCAGCGACGAGCCCGAGAUUGUGACCGUCUUCCGGGGCGGGAAAAACGAUUACUGUAGCCGUUUCGAGCAGCAUUAUUCGUUUUAUUGUGUCGGGGAUGUGGAUAGGACUCCGGAGGGGGCUGAGGUAUUGGAAAAAUUCUGCCCGUCCUUCAAGAAGAAUUGCCCGGAAAAGGCUGUCGGAGGUGGAAAUUUCAACACAUGGCCGGCUAAUCCGUUUAGCAAGGAAAUUGUUAUUAAUAAAACCCCAAAACACGAAGCAACGGCCGAUGACCCUACCCCAGAACUUACAAAGCACGAACGGAUUAAAUUAUAUAUGAAACGACGUGUACCCUGCACGCCAGAAUGCGAUAUAAAAAUCUAUGCCCAUUGCACGGAGGAAUGCAAAUGCGACUACAUCUACCCCCAAGUCCAAAAAUUCUGCAACCCGCCCCCAAUGCCACUUUUCCUACAAACCUGCCGAAUGUGGUACAAUAAAUGCCCGAAAUAUGAGGGAUACCAUUAUGCGUCACAAUACGUAUUUUCGAAGGCAGAAAAAGGAAAAGUGCUGCCUGGCGUUGUCACAAAUCCCAACGUUGUCCCGAACCCAAAACUGACGCUGGAUGGCGCUGGAAAUCCCCUGCGGCGAGCACGAGCCUUUACUUCUAGGCAGACACCGAGUCGAUAUGCUCCAGAGCCCGAAGAACGUUUUCACGAUGAGCCUCCAACACCUACCGUAACCCAUAAACAUGGCCGACGCUCUUUGCUGGCAGAAGCGAUUGAAAAUUCAGAAAAGGAAGCACAAAACGCUAGGGCAACAGUAACCCAUGAAGCUGCUGCUCCAUCAAGUCCAUCAAGUGGUAGCAGCAUGGACGCUUUUAGAAAAGUCCUCCACAACACCUACCGUCAAAAAUUACAGCGUGAAAUGAAAGAAUUUGGAGGGGAUGCUGUAGAAACUCAGCCGGAGUCGAAUCGUCAGGCUUCGAAUUCUUCUAGAAAAACGCGACCAACUACAGAAGAAGAAGCAACUCGAUCACGAUUUAAAGCGGAAGUUCAACGUGAUGAAGAACCACUCCGCAAACGAAAGCCGAGCAACUACGGAGAUUUUUCUGAAGCACUAAUCGCCCCUCCCCCCAUCCGCUCAACGGGCCGUGCAAAGGCCAGCCAGGGCUCAAUCCCCAUUAUCCCAUCCGAUUCGGCGACCGCAGCCGGGGACAGCUUCAAAGAAUUUGACGCACUGACUGAUGCUAGGGGAAUUGCGCAUAGGCCAAAGACAAGGAGUCCGUGGUCGAAGCCAGGUCUCUGGGAGCCGAAUCCUGAUGAUCCUCACAAUCGUGAUCACGCCAAUAAGUUUUGGUAUCAUCCCGAUUCGGUGACGGCUGAUUGGUUGAAUGGACAGCUGGCCUGGGGUGCCCAUUGGGCCGUCCCUGCAGCAGGUACCGGAGGUUCCGACGGCUACUCCGUGGCCCAUUUCCCAUCCCUCGGCAAUUUCCUCAACAUCCCCGACGAUUACGAU
Molecule: messenger RNA, 2007 nt
Organism: Mesorhabditis spiculigera
Lineage: Eukaryota; Metazoa; Nematoda; Chromadorea; Rhabditida; Rhabditidae
Source: the annotation of a GenBank genome assembly